Tinamus guttatus (white-throated tinamou) is the source of this 1568-nucleotide messenger RNA. The record is from RefSeq and is a predicted model, not a curated record. Lineage: Eukaryota; Metazoa; Chordata; Aves; Tinamiformes; Tinamidae.
AUGGGAAGGACAGGCAAAGAAGGCCAGCCCAGGGAAUACUACACUUUGGAUUCUAUCUUGUUCCUGCUCAACAAUGUGCACCUUUCACAUCCUGUUUAUGUCCGUCGUGCUGCAACUGAAAACAUUCCGGUGGUAAGACGACCUGAUAGGAAAGAUCUGCUAGCCUACCUAAAUGGGGAAACUUCAACCUCAUCAAGUAUAGAUAGAAGUGCUCCACUUGAGAUUGGCCUUCAGCGAUCCACUCAAGUUAAAAGAGCAGCAGACGAAAUACUAGCAGAAGCAAAGAAACCAAGAAUAGAGGAUGAAGAGUGUGUGCGUCUCGAUAAGGAGCGGUUGGCAGCUCGGUUGGAAGGGCAUAAAGAAGGUAUCGUGCAAACAGAGCAGAUCAGGUCCUUAUCUGAAGCCAUGUCUGUGGAAAAAAUCGCUGCUAUCAAAGCAAAAAUCAUGGCAAAGAAAAGAUCGACUAUCAAAACUGAUCUGGAUGAUGACAUAACUGCUCUUAAACAGAGAAGUUUUGUGGAUGCUGAGGUGGACGUAACCAGGGAUAUUGUCAGCAGAGAGAGAGUGUGGAGGACAAGAACUACAAUCUUGCAAAGCACAGGCAAGAACUUUGCCAAGAAUAUUUUUGCAAUUCUUCAGUCAGUAAAAGCCAGAGAGGAAGGCCGUGCACCUGAGCAGAGACCGGCACCAAACACAGCACCCACGGAUCCCACUUUACGAAAUAAGCAACCUAUUCCAGCUGCGUACAACAGAUAUGAUCAGGAAAGGUUCAAAGGAAAAGAGGAAACGGAAGGCUUUAAGAUUGAUACCAUGGGCACCUAUCAUGGAAUGACUUUGAAGUCUGUAACGGAAGGUGCUUCUGCCCGAAAAACCCAGACUCCAGCAGCACAGCCCGUCCCGCGACCAGUUUCUCAAGCAAGACCACCUCCAAAUCAGAAAAAAGGGUCUCGAACUCCCAUAAUCAUUAUUCCGGCAGCCACCACCUCUCUAAUAACUAUGCUUAAUGCAAAGGAUCUUCUGCAAGAUCUCAAGUUUGUACCAUCAGAUGAAAAGAAGAAGCAAGGCUGUCAACGGGAAAAUGAAACCCUAAUACAAAGAAGGAAGGACCAAAUGCAGCCUGGAGGAACUACAGUCAGCGUUACUGUUCCGUAUCGAGUAGUAGACCAACCUCUGAAGCUUAUGCCACAAGACUGGGAUCGUGUGGUGGCCGUGUUUGUACAGGGGCCUGCUUGGCAAUUCAAAGGUUGGCCUUGGCUGUUGCCCGACGGAUCGCCGGUUGAUAUCUUUGCAAAAAUUAAAGCUUUCCAUCUCAAAUACGAUGAAGUGCGUCUGGAUCCCAAUGUACAGAAAUGGGAUGUAACAGUGUUAGAAUUAAGCUACCACAAACGGCACUUGGACAGGCCAGUAUUUCUACGCUUCUGGGAAACCUUGGACAGGUAUAUGGUAAAGCACAAAUCUCACUUGAGAUUCUGAAUCCUUCAGCUGCCAUUUAUUUACUGGAGUGUAUGGAUUGCGAAAAAUGAAAGAGGCUCCAGUUUGGAGACCAGGGCUCGCACUAUAGGAUUUGU